Messenger RNA from Dichomitus squalens LYAD-421 SS1, 279 nucleotides. Its product is annotated as 60S ribosomal protein L37. Gene Ontology annotation, molecular function: structural constituent of ribosome. The record is from RefSeq and is a predicted model, not a curated record. Lineage: Eukaryota; Fungi; Basidiomycota; Agaricomycetes; Polyporales; Polyporaceae. Gene Ontology annotation, cellular component: ribosome. The transcript has 6 exons. Bases 1 to 279 code for a protein of 92 amino acids. Gene Ontology annotation, biological process: translation.
AUGACGAAACGCACUCGCAAGGUCGGCGUUACCGGCAAGUACGGUACUCGUUACGGUGCUUCCCUGCGCAAGCAGGUCAAAAAGAUGGAAAUCACCCAACAUGCACGGUACACCUGCACCUUCUGCGGCAAGGACUCUGUAAAACGCCAGGCUGUUGGUAUCUGGAAGUGCAACUCUUGCAAGAAGGUCAUCGCUGGCGGCGCAUGGACCGUCUCGACAACGGCGGCAGCAACCGUCCGCAGCACCGUCCGUCGGCUGCGGGAAAUCACGGAGGCGUAA